ACGUGCAUUUAUAGCUGUAAAAAUUAAGAGCCAUUUUCAAACUCAUAAACAUCACACAUCCCAUUUGCCAAAAAACAAAUCAGACUUCCCAGACACAACCACCAAUCUCUAGCUUUCUUUUCCUUCGUUUCAUUCUCUUGCCAAGUAAUCCAUCCGCGCCAAAGGGAUCUUUUGAAAAAAAGAAAAAAAGGGUCUUGAAUUAGCACCCAACUACAUGUCUUUGUUGUCAAUGCCAGAGACAGAACAAGAGCAAGAACAAGAACAGGGUUGCUUAUCAUGCACCACUUUCAAUAUCCUGGCUCCCAUUUACAAACGACUUGAUCAACAGAAUCAAGGUCUUCGAGAAAGUGAGUUCAGGGCCAUGUGGGUGAGCAGGAACCAAAAAAUUUUGGAUUGGUUGCUCUAUAAAUCUUCCUCCAUCAUCUGUCUUCAGGAGUUCUGGGUUGGAAGUGAAGAACUUGUGCGUAUGUACCAGGAGAGGCUAGGAGCUGCAGGCUAUAUCACCUUCAAUCUUGCAAGAACUAACAACCGUGGAGAUGGUCUGCUGACUGCCAUACAUAAGGACUACUUAAGGGUUCUGAAUUAUCGAGAGUUGCCUUUUAAUGACUUUGGAGACCGAGUUGCUCAGCUGCUUCAUGUUCAGUCAGUUGUGCCUUUUCUCCCAAACCGAAAGGGAAACAUUGGACAAGAAAUGCUUAUUGUGAACACCCAUUUGCUAUUUCCUCAUGAUUCAAGUCUCUCUCUAGUAAGAUUGCAUCAGGUUUACAAAAUACUUCAAUAUGUGGAAUCAUAUCAGAGAGAAAACAAGCUCAAACGAAUUCCCAUCAUACUAUGUGGUGAUUGGAAUGGAAGCAAGCGGGGGCAUGUUUACAAGUUUCUUAGGUCGCAGGGAUUUGUAUCAUCAUAUGAUGAUGCCCAUAAAUAUACUGACAGUGAUGCAGAUGCUCACAAGUGGGUUAGCCACCGCAAUCAUAGGGGAAACAUCUGUGGUGUUGAUUUCAUUUGGCUUUGUAAUCCUAACAAGUCACGCAAACCAUUAAGAACAAGUUGGGCUGAAGCAGUUUUCAGUAUAAUAAAGCAUCUGCUUCGAAAAGCUUCACUGUCUGAAGAUGAUGCAUUUGCCUUUCUCAAGGGUGACAACCAGGGUGAUUUUAUUACAUUUUCUGCUCUCCAAGAAGCAUUGCGCCAGGUUAAUUUAAUUGGUCAUCCUUAUGGACUGAGUUUCCUAGAGAUGAAAAAGCUAUGGGCCCAAGCAGACAUCAACGGAGAUGGUGUUAUUGAUUAUGAAGAAUUCAAGCAGAAGAUUUGGAAUCCUAAAUGGUCGGAGCAAACGGAGGAGUAUCUUGAGACAAUGAUUGAAGAGCCUAAAAAGGGCACCAACGAGGAAGCCAUUGGUUUCAGGGUGAAGAAUGCACUUCUCUUCCCCCGGGAAGCGGAGAAAGCAAUGUGGCCUGAAAACUACUCUCUUUCUGAUCAUGCUUCGUUAAAUGUUGUCUUUUCACCGUUAAGUCUUCAGUGUUUUUCAGCCCAAUAAUCAUAUCUAGGCACACAUCUGUAGAUACGGCACUAGUGAAACCUGAGAACCUAACAAUGAAGAGCACAAUUAGAACACUGUAAAUUGUAGAGGAACUUGUAUCUUUAGCCUAUAGAAAAUCUGCUGCUGGCUGCUCGUGUUCAGAAAGACCAAAUGCUCUGGAGAGUUCUGUAACCAGUUUUGGUCGGCCCCAGCUAGUCUUUUCAGCCAGGACAGAAAUGAUGUAAUAUCACUUUUGAUUUAUAAUGUGAAAUGCUUAACCAGAAACAACUAAUUCGAUUGAUUAGAUGAAAAUGCUGACUUUUUAAGUUAA
This is a messenger RNA of Quercus lobata, 1847 nucleotides long. RefSeq lists its product as uncharacterized. The transcript has 10 exons. The coding region runs from base 215 to 1534 and encodes 439 amino acids. Gene Ontology annotation, molecular function: calcium ion binding; 3'-5'-RNA exonuclease activity. NCBI's taxonomy places the organism in Eukaryota, Viridiplantae, Streptophyta, Magnoliopsida, Fagales, Fagaceae. The record is from RefSeq and is a predicted model, not a curated record.